AUGGCAAACCAGCAGUUAGACUAUAAGUUUCUCCCGACUUCACGUGGUGGACGUUAUCUAGUUGUUGAAGGCUUUGUGUUUCGAUUGAAUCGAAGACGCAACGAUGCUUCAUGGGCAUCUUGGAGAUGCCAGGAGAAGACAUGUGCUGCGACUGUCUCUACUGUGAACGACAUCAUCACCAAGCAUCCCAGCCCACAUAACCAUGGACCUGUCCAUAAUGAGAUAAAGGUCAGAGAGACACUGGACAGGAUGAAGAUGGUGGCCAAGUCAUCUCUGGGUCCGAUACCGACGCUGUACAACGAGGUUCUGGCCUCAGUGAGCGAUGGUCCUUGGACGGAAGAGAACAGGUCGUUCAUCGCAGAAAUGCCGACGUACGACACCGUCAAGAACAGACUGUACCAGGCCCGAAGAUCCACCUUCCCACCCAUCCCAUCUUCCCGACGAGAAAUCGUGAUCCCAGACGAGUUCAAAACAACCAACGCUGGCGAGCCCUUUGUCAUCAUCAACGAUGGCGACGACGAUAAGAUCCUUGGCAUGACGACAACGGUGAACAUGCAACAUCUUUGUGCUGCCGAAGUUGUGUAUAAUAAUUUAUUCAAUUAA
This is a messenger RNA of Haliotis rubra (blacklip abalone), 603 nucleotides long. RefSeq lists its product as uncharacterized. The coding region runs from base 1 to 603 and encodes 200 amino acids. The transcript has 2 exons. Lineage: Eukaryota; Metazoa; Mollusca; Gastropoda; Lepetellida; Haliotidae. The record is from RefSeq and is a predicted model, not a curated record.